AUGGGACCUUUACUGUUUCGUUCGCUACUAGUCAUUAACGCAUUAAGCAUCGCCACAGAAAAUCCGGUAACACCGAACCCUUAUCGAUUUCCUGUUUAUCCUGUAAACGAAUGUCCUAGAACCGAAAAUGAAUUUAAAACAGGAGCACAAAGAAGAAAUUGCACCAGAGGCUUACGAUACCUGUGUGCCCCCAAUAAAUACAUAUCAUCUCUAAUAGAAUUCUGCACAGACCGACCUAGAAGUCUUUAUGGAAAAGGCAACUGUGUGUUACUUGAAGGUACAGGUGACCUGGACCAUUACAGCUGUGUAGAAAAGUUCAAUAGUAGCUGUCCUUCGGAAUUUUAUUAUGAUGAAGAGAUUUAUAAAUAUCCAGCGUGCCUAGAAAUUGAUAAGAAGCACCGGUGUUUUGUUGCCGAUAAUGAUUGCAAUGAUAGAGAAUUCCCUACAACAGAAACCUAUUCCAACAAUUUUAAAAUGGACGCCAGAUUAAUUGCAAUUUUAUAUAUAAUUGCUGUUGUUUCAGCGGGGAUGAUACAGAUUUGGUUUAUUUUUCGAAAGAGAAAAAAAGAGCAAGGCGAGAGAUAUAACAAACAAGAUGAAAAACAGUCAUUACUGCAAGAUCCAGAACCGCCAAUAGAACUCAACGAUGCCGCACAAUUUGAUCAAACAUCAUCAACAAAUGUGUCAAAACAUAAUUAUAUACAAACAACAUCGACAGACAUGAUAUCUGAUACAGCCAAAAAAGAUACACAGGAAUUAAAAUUGAUUCAAAGAGAGGAGAAACAAAACGAAAAAUCCGGAUAUAAAUCAGCAAUGAUAGAUGAGAAACGACAACAUAACCAAGAAAUAGAUGAUGAUAAACUUAGACAAUUUCUAAGUAAAGGCAAUAUUUCUGUUUGCCAUGUUAGAUGCAUCAUAGUUGGUUGUGGAAAAGCAGGAAAGACGACGCUUUUAAAAAGAUUACAGAAUGCUUCCUUUGCCGAAUUGAUGGAGAUUAAACGGACCGAAAUGGUAGAUUUCCACGUUAACAGUUUUGAGGUUCUGUUAAAAGAAGAAACCAUUCAAAGUGUAAAUAAAGAAGACACAUUACCCACAAUCUUGUUUUCGAAAGAAAAAUUGGAAAUGGGACUAAAAGCCAAUGCUGGAAAAAUGACAGAAGAAGCAGACCAACCAGGUGUUGGAGGAAAAAAUCGACUUGUUGAAGACUCUUCACAGAAAAAUACAGAAAACAUACCAAGGGAUGUACCGAACAACCCAGCCAAUAACAAUAAUGCAGAAAAUGAGGGAGAAUCAAUACCUGAACCACAAGACAAAAUAUGUGUUCAGAACCAAUUGUCCCCAAACACAAAUGAAACACAUGUAGAAGAUGAUAAAAUUAAUUUUGAAAAGUAUGCGAUUUUAAAGAUUAAGGAUGCUGUGAAUGAGUUGCUGAAUGAAAACGAUUUGCGCCCACGAAUCACCUUUUUAGAUUUUGCAGGACAAAGUAUGUACUAUGCUUUUCAUCAGAUAUUUCUCCGUCCUAAAUCAUGUUCCAUCUUGGUUGUGGAUAUGACGAAAAGUCUCAACGACGAAGUGGAUGUUCAGGAUGGAAAUGAAAAGGAAUGUAGCCAAUUUGCCUCAUGGAGAUACAGAGACUAUUACAAAUUUUGGUUGAAGUCGAUUGACAGUUUUAGUGAUACCGAGUCUCCAGUAAUAAUUGUCGGCACUCAUGCAGAUAAAUUAUCAAAAGAACAAUGUCGCAAAUUUCGUGAGAGUCUGUUAAAAUUCUUUGAUAAUUUGUCUCAUUCCAAUCUUCGGAGACAUAUUAAUGCAGACCGAAUGUAUACAAUAGGUCUUCCGGAUUCAGGAUCAGAAUUGGAGGAUUUGAAAGACCUAAAAAAAUGCAUUGCUUAUAUUGUGAAGUGCCCUCGUUAUUCGAAAGAAAAUAUUCGACCUGUCUGGGCAUUAUUUGAACAUAUAUUAAAUAGAUUGAAAGAAACUGAAAAAGUGAUUCAACAGAAAACAUUAUCAGAUUACUGUGACCAAUUAAGCGCUCAGGAAUUUAGGAUAGACGAAUCAGAAAUGUCUAAAAUGUUGGUCUUUUUUCAUAGAGUUGGUGUUCUGUUAUACUUUGAUAAAGAUGGUUUGAAGGAAAAUAUUAUUCUUGAUAUCCAGUGGCUCCUUGAUGCAUUUAAGUGUAUCAUUGAAUAUCCUGUGAGACCAGAGGAAAACGAUAUAAAGCGUAUGCAUUUUUGUCGCACUGGUGAAUUAGACAAUGUAGAACUAGAUAGAAUUUGGCAUAUCCAGGGAAAAGAUUUCCUGAAGCACAAAACGACAAUACUAGCAUACAUGGAACAACUAGGAUUGUUGAUGCCAUUAAAAGAAUUGCAUUCCAUUGACUCUUCUGUGUAUUAUUUCCCUAGCAUGAAUAGUAAAAGGUUUGACAAGACUGGUGAGAACAAUUCAAAGUCCUCUAUUAUCUGCUUUAAGUUUGAUGAUGAAAUGCAGCUUCCAAUUAAUGUUUUUCAUGGCAUAGUUUUGAAAUGUUCCAAACUAAAAAAAUGGUCCAUAUUGACAGAAGGAGCAAAGAAUAACAUUUGCCUUUACCAAAAUGCAGCAUGUUUCUCUUUCCAAAAACAUGUUGUGGUUUUAUGCAAUUGCAAUUUUGAAAUUCGGGUGCAGGUAUGGGCAUCCCCAAAAAUAUAUAAUGGAAGCCUACUUAAAAAGAUAAAAGAUUCAGUCGAGGAUAUUUUACACGAAGACGACCUCUCUUAUAAAAUCGGUUACAAAUGUCGAAAAGAUGUGCUGCAUGUUGAAGAAGACGUAUCAUUCAUUUCCCAGAGUAAUUUUCCUGUCUCUGAUCAUUUAUGUGAAAUAUGUGAUGUUGAUAAGAAACAUGUACUGGAUAACGACAUAUGCUGGGAACCUCAGAAAAAUCAAAGUGAGUAA
This is a messenger RNA of Magallana angulata, 2928 nucleotides long. RefSeq lists its product as uncharacterized. Lineage: Eukaryota; Metazoa; Mollusca; Bivalvia; Ostreida; Ostreidae. The record is from RefSeq and is a predicted model, not a curated record. The transcript is spliced from 11 exons. Bases 1 to 2928 code for a protein of 975 amino acids.